AUUCGGUCUUUCAAUAAUAUCAGUUGUGUACUAGAGGAAGCAAUAGUGGGUGAUUUUGCCUUAAUUAAGGCUUGGAAGGCUGAUAAACUUGGGAACCUUGUGUUCAAGUUUGCUUUUUGUAAAAAGCACUGUUCUAAGAAACUUUCGUUAAGGAAUACAGCAUUGAACUUUAAUGUUCCUAUGUGUAAAGCCGUUAGGACUACCAUUGUUGAAGUGGAAGAAUUGGUAGAAGUUGGAGAGUUGCGGCCUAACGAAGUACAACGUUUAUUGAUUCAUAUUCCCUCCAUUUACUGCCACCGAAUCAUUGUCGGUAAAGACUACAGGAAACCAAUUGAAAAGUUAGUUCUAAGAGAAACAACUGGUAAACCAAAAACUCCUGCUGCAGCAAUGAGAGAAACAAUUGCGAGAAGAGCAGCACUUGAGUUUAAAAGCGGCAUGUAUGUAAAUGUUGGAGCAGGUGUGCCCUCUCUUGCUGUCGAUCUUUUGCCGAGGGACGUCACAGUGCACGUGCAGAGUGAAAAUGGGGCGAUUGGUAUGGGCCCCCAUCCGCAGAAAGGUGAAGAAAAUGCAGAUAUCAUUAAUGCUGUGAAGGAAACUGUGACAUUACUUCCCGGUGCGGCGGUUUUUGGUACUGAUGAAGCUUUUGCUCAAAUAAGAGGUGGUCAUUUGGACCUUAUAGUUCUUGGAGGCUUGCAGGUUUCGAAGACUGGCGACUUAGCUAGCUGGAUGGUGCCAGUUUCUUCAAAAAAAGUCAUGGGGCUAACAAAAGAGGUUCUUUAUCUUAAAGGAGUUCUUAAAGAGGGUAAAUUGGCUAAAGGUAUAGGCGGAGGCAUGGAUUUAGUCAGUGGAUCAGCGUCCAAGAUUAUUGUCACUAUGGAUCACACGACUAACGGGAAGCCAAAUAUUGUAGACGAGUGUACUCUUCCAAUUACGGGAAAAAAUUGUGUCAACACAAUUAUCACUGAUAUGGCAGUGUUUGAAGUUGACCUUGUCAAUGGGCUGACAUUAACUGAAGUGCGCGAGGAUCUGACUGUUGAAGAUGUUAUAGAGAAUACUGGAUCAGCAUUUAAAGUAUCGCCCAAUUUACAGCCGAUGCGUCAAAUCAAGGUAUGCUGAGA
Messenger RNA from Enterobius vermicularis (human pinworm), 1118 nucleotides. Lineage: Eukaryota; Metazoa; Nematoda; Chromadorea; Rhabditida; Oxyuridae. The record is from the annotation of a GenBank genome assembly.